AUGCAAAGGAGAUCUCAAGGACCUCCUACUCACUACAUUGACCAAGAAAUCAACCGCACUUUGAGACAAGUUCGAAGACUUUAUCGAAAAGAGGGACGAGGUCUUGGUGCUAUUUUUGAUAGUGAGAGUGAAUCUUGGUCUUCAAGCUCUCAAAGCGAAGAAUUGGCGAGGCAAGAGAAUGAUGUUUUGUUUCGUGAGUUUGGAAAUCCCGAGGAUUAUCAGCUCACGGGAGGGAUUUUGCUACCCGUUACGGAAACCAACAUUACCAUCCAUCCUCAAUACACUAGAAUGUCUCUUUCGGAUAGGGCAAAGAAGUGGCUCAAACAAGUCAAGCCAAACUCUCUCACUACAUGGAGGGAGGUAGUCAAGGCAUUCUUGAAGAGGUUCAUUUCCGAAGAAAAGACCGCCGAGAUGAGAAGGAAGAUUGCAUCAUUUGAACAAGAAGCGGAUGAGAGUCUUAGUGAAGCUUGGGAAAGAUUCAAAGAGUUGUUACAAGCAUGUCCUCAUCAUGAAUACAAUCAAAGCUUGCUCAUGAGAUUCUUCUACGAUGGGUUAGAACCUAUGUAUAGAGCUAACUUGGAUGCGGGGGCGGGUGGCCAAUUGAUUAAAGUCACUCAAAAUCAAGUUGAAGAAACAAUUGAAGAGGUAGUGAAGAACUACUCUUGGGGUGUUAGAAUGAGGAACACACCAAAGAAGUGUGGAAAGUAUGAAUUGGAGAAAGUUAAUCAAUUGCAACAUCAAGUUGAGCGUUUGACAAAAGGGCUUGCAAAGUUGAAUAUUAGUGUUAUUAGUGGGGCAAGCUCCUCCCAAGUCAACUCCUUCUCUUGUCAAAAUUGUGGUGGUACAAACCACGAUACAUCUUAUUGUGGAGGUUUGAGCCCGGAGCAUGUAGCGACAUACAACACAAGGCAAGAUGGAUAUAGGGGAAGUGGCGGUGGAAGAGUUCCUUUUAACUCACCUUCCACCCUACCUAGACAAUCACAAACUAACCCUUCCAAUAUUGUAAAACCCGACUCUUGCAAGGCAAUCACAUUGAGAUUGGGUACGUCCUAUGAGGGUCCCAAGGAUGAGGAUAGUGAGAACAAAAAGGAAGGAGAAGAGAGCGUGAGUCAAGACAAAGAAGUUGAAGAAGAGAAAGUUGUUGAGAAAGAGAGAAGUAUGGAGGAAAAGAAGUCUAAAGAUGUGGUGACAUAUUUAACUUCUAGUGAGGCUAGAAAUCUUAGUCGACCGGUUCCCUUUCCUGGUCGACUUGAGGAGAGGAAGUUGAAUGACAAAUUUGCAAGGUUCCUUAGUGUGAUGAAGAACUUGCACAUAAACCUCCCUUUUAUUGAAGUUGUCACACAAAUGCCUUCAUACUCCAAGUUCUUGAAAUAUAUUCUCACCAACAAAAAGAAGCUUAAUGAUGAGCUUAUCACUCUCCCCCAUCAACUGAGUGCACUUGUUCAACAUAAGAUGCCCAAGAAGAAAAAGUAUUUGGGAAGCUUUACUUUGACGGUAAAGAUUGGGAACAUGGAAGCUAAGGGCGCCUUAGCCGAUCUUGGAGCAAGUGUUAGCUUGAUCCCCCUAUCCAUUGCUCAAAAGCUUAACAUUGAGAUGAUCCCUACAAGGAAGACCAUCCAAUUGGCCGACCGUUCGGUGAAGGUUCCUUGUGGUGAGCUUGAAGAAGUUCCUAUCCAAGUUCGACAUAUAUAUGUGCCUUGUGAUUUCGUAGUGAUGGAUAUGGAGGAGGAUGUCGAUAAUCCCUUGAUUUUGGGUCGUGAAGCUCUCAAGACCUUAGGGGUGGUGAUCAAUUGCAAGAACAACACCAUUACAUAUCGCUUGGGAAGGGUUAUGAUGAGCCCUCAAGAUCCAAUGGUUGAAGCUCUUACAUGCGAGGAAGAGUACCACUCUCAAGAAGCAAAAGAGUUUGUCAUGGCCAUUGAAGAAGCCAAAAAUGAGGAAGAGGAGGAUCCUAGGGAUGAUGAGCUCGAACUAGCAGACGGAAAAUUGGAGGAGACUAAAAGGACUCGUGCUCAUAUACUGGAGCAAGCUCGUCAUAUUCCGUUACCUCACAGUGAAAGUUCAUCUUCGGACGAGGAGGGUGAAUGUAAUUUUUAA
Messenger RNA from Chenopodium quinoa (quinoa), 2097 nucleotides. RefSeq lists its product as uncharacterized. The transcript is spliced from 5 exons. Lineage: Eukaryota; Viridiplantae; Streptophyta; Magnoliopsida; Caryophyllales; Amaranthaceae. The record is from RefSeq and is a predicted model, not a curated record. The coding region runs from base 1 to 2097 and encodes 698 amino acids.